AUGAUCUUUCGGCCGCGCAGAGUUGCUUCGGGGAACUCCUCUGGCGACGAAUUCCGACGAGACCACGUGCGCUCCGCCGCCAACACCGUCCCAACACCUGCGCCUGUUUCCAAACAUCUCUUGUCCUUUCCAUUCUUCGCCUUUCGCCUCUGGGGGUCUCAUCGUACGACGUUGCUUCGCGACUCAUCUCUCUCUCUCUCCUUGACAAUACGCUACCAAACCAAACGCCUCCCAUUUUGCUCUUUUGGACCCUCUUUAUCGGCUUCCAUUCAUCUCUUUUUUCUCAUUCACUUUCUUUGCAGACUCUGUACUCUGCUUCCGCUAUAUAUCUCGGUUUUUUUUUUCAGGCCUUUAGAUUCUGUGAUUUUCUCUGUUCUGGUAUUCAUACAAGCUACUGGUAUUCAUUCGCACUAGGCUCCUGUUUUUCUCUUUUGAGAAAAGAACGUAUUCCUAUCUUUAAAAAACUGGAAAAGGGACUAUACUUGUACUGCUCUGAUCGAGCUAUUAUCAUGAGAAAAGUCUGUGUUACAAGAACCGAAUCCAUCACUUUCAGCAAGUUUAAAAGAUCAAAAAUGAACUUUUGUUCCCUUUCAAAAAGAAUUGAGGACAGAUCAAUUGGUUUAUGAUUUCGGUCCAGUUGAACUUCGGCGCGUGCCUGAUGUAACGUUUGUGUUUGUUUCUCUCUCUCUCUAUUUCCGAGUCCCGCUUUAUCGCCAACAAGGUUUGGUAACUAAACGCGGAUGGUGUGUUUUCCGACUUUCGCGGUACCUCUAAAGUAUAAAUGUUCGAAAUACUUGCGGAGAUUUUUUUUCUCUCUCCCUGGCCACUCUUUAGUUGGUUUGAUGGUUUGAUCUGCGACGCGCCCGGUCAUUUCGAAUGGAAAAAAAGAAUCGAGAAACUAGGAAGACUUCAAAAAAGCGGUUACGCACGCGCUACUCUUGUCCAAAUAUAGAGGGACCGUUUCUCGGCUAUUCGUUGCUAUUUGGACGCUUUGGUCGGGAUGUUUCCGACCGGUCGCGGCGUCAUCACUACGGUGUCCUCCGUCGUUAGUGGGGACCAACUUCCAAACCCAAUUUCUCUUUUUUCGUGCUUGAUCAUAGAACUCUGCCUCGAAAAAUCUUUUUUUGGACCAGGGUUUUUUUUUUUGAGAUGAUGAAAAGUUCGAGGAAUUCUCACUUCUAUUCUGUUUUCUCUUUUUGGAACAGUCACGUGGUGGAGGCGUCAUCAAACUUUUUUAUUUUUCGCUCUUUUAGUCAUGCUGAGAGAUAGAAAACCUUUCGAUUCAUUUUUAACACGUCAACUUCAACGCCGCAAGUUUUGUAAAAGAUUUUAUCUCUGAUUUUCCUUUUUCUCCACUGGUUUUUGAGUCCCCCCCCGUCCAUAACGUUUCCGUCCAGACAUUUUUGUUUCCUUUUGAGGAUUCAGUUGUUUGAGGACGACCGUGAAAAAUCCGGCGAAAAGGCCUUGUGAAACGAGCGUCGCUACCGUGUUUGCACUACCUCGAUUCUUCGAUCUUUUGAAAUUGCCACGCGUGUGCAACAAAAACCAUCCGUCUUUUUUCAAAACGUAUUUUAUAGAAAGUUCCAUAUAUCACUCACUCAGAUAGUGUGUCCUUGUUUUGGAAAUGUUCAGUUUCCCGAUUGAGUUUUCUCUGACGAAAUGAACCAGGUGGUUGUGUAUGCGAACUACUUUUAGUUAUUUCAGCCGAUGUAUCGUUCUGACUCAUCGCAUUUCGUAAUCCAUGAUAUUUUUUGUUUCUGACAAAAUACGAAACUUUUUAUUUUUAAACCCCAAAUACGGUUCUGGAAGUCCAAAAAGAAAAAAAAAAAUUAAAGAUCGAUUUUUAGUUUAUUUUUUGGUGUAUGUUUUAUUUUUUCAAUUCUGAAGACUUUAAACAUGGGAAUACUUUUUAUGUAGCAAAUCUUUCGAUAAGUGAGCUGCCGAUAAUGCUCUCGGAUUUUGAAAGUUUCCAAUCGUUUUCUAAUCUGGGAAAAAUCUCCAACCGCCGACUCUCGAUCGGGUUGACUCAACAAAUGUGUAGCUCUCACAAUUCUGCUGGAUAGAGGUUCAGGUUGAUGAACUAACGCCUUGAAAACGUUUUUUUAACGUUCAUUUUUCAUUGAAGGAACAUUUUCAAUUGUGAGAUAUUCAAAACAUAAUUUAUUUUUUUAUUCUAAAAAGAAGCUUCAUCUGUUUGAAAGAGCAGCAUCGGACCCGCCCUUUUGCCACUUGCCCUCUUUUUUUCUGAGUGCUUCAGCUUUUUUUCCGGUUAACAAAUUUAUCCUAGGUUUUUUUGUGACACAGCAAGGUAUAAUAUAAUGAUUUGAACUUAUCUUGAACAAUCUUUAAAUGUUUCACAUGCGAUUUUUUUUUGAAAAUUUUUGGACCUCAAUUGCUUCGCGAUCUUCUAAUUUUCGGUGAAAAACUUAACUUUUAUUAAUUUUUUUUGUUGCAGAUAUCUGGAAGUUUUGUAUGAGCCCCCACCAAAUCAACGUGGAAGCCCUGGACGACAAUUCCAGCGAGAAUUUCGACGUCGCCGUCGAUGACGUCAACGAAAAGCCAAAAGUUUGUAUUUCAUGUUCGUUCCAACUUUUGGGAACUUUCUCUAAACUCAGGCCAUCUCACAAGGAAAAUGUACAAAAGAGAUGAUGAGACAUUGAAUUCCGCAAAGAACACUAAAAAUUCACGUAACCAUCUGAAAUGAAUACUGUAUGAGACGUUUUUGCCCAAGUCUUUCUGAUUUUAUCCUAUUCUCUUCCGCGCCAAGUUCCUUGUACCCGUCUGGAGUUUGAUCUUUUGUUUGGGUCGCGCGUCGAGAAACCCCCAGAGGCUUGAGAGCACCAAGAGAUUCGCUGCCGAGCAAACUAAAAACACUGGCGAGUAGACGCCAAGUCGUAAUGAGUCGGACGAGCCUCUGCAAAAUGAUCCUGUCGGUCUGUGCCCGGCGACGGAAAACAAUUUAAUUAACGAUCACUCAAGAUCAUCCCGUGUGUAGUUUGACCACAAAGUCCAUAAUGAUCGUGAUCUUCACGUUUCUAGUUUAUUGCGGAUAAUAUCCAUUUCCCGUUCCCCAUUCGCUCUCUAAGGGUUUUCGAACACUUGAAAAAAUCUUUUCAGUAUAUCAACACUUUAAGACUCGGAUACUACUGAAUAUCCACUUUAAAAAUUGAGAUUUGCUGAAAUUGAUAUUUCUGAAUAGGUAUGUCGUUUGAAAAAUUUUCAGAUAGAGAUGAAAAAUUCACAGAAAUCGGGGAUAUUACCAAAGCAUGUGGAUUCGAAAAAAAACACUUGUCGUAUUUAAAAAAAAUUUGGUAUACGCUUUUCUAAGCCCUGGACGGGGGAUUAUAUCGAAUUAACCACAGAAUAGGUUAUAGGAAUCUAUUGAAGAUAUGAAAAAUUUUCUUUAAAAAAAUCUAACUUUUCUCGAAGAUGUUUAGUCCAACUGAGGAGGAAAUCUGACUGAAAAAACACGUAUAUUUAUUUGUUGCAGGGCCGUGUCCUCUACUGUCGUAAGUGCGAAGGACACGGAGAGAAGGUGAUCUUGAAGAAUCAUUCGCCCAACUGUCCCUACAUCCUUUGCUCCUGCAAAUCGGUCAGUAACACAACACUAACCAAUGUAUGACAGAAAAGGAUAAAAACAAUUCUCGACGAACUUAAUAAAUUUCAAAAGGUUAGGUUCGUUAAGUCUGCGUGGCGUAUUUUUCGGAAUAUGUUGAAAAUAAAGUUUUGUAAAAAGAGCUCUAGUGUCAAGAUGAUAAGAAGUAUAUAAAGAAUGUACGUUUUCAUUAUUUGUUGGCACUUAUGUUCAAGAUGAAAAAUUUAAAAAGUCUUUUGAGCUCACGACCUAUUUUUUUUAAACACUUGUUUCACCUUUGUUAAAAAUAUUUUUUUGAUUCGAUAAAAAAAUAACGAUCUUGAUAGAUUUUCAAAGUCGAUCUACCGCUAGCCGAGAUUGAAAAAAAAAACAUCCCUAAAGGAGUUGUUUUUGCAUAUUUUUGGCCUCGUUUAGCCGUAAUAACGAAUAAUUUCAGUGCGAACGGCUAAACUACAAGAGACUGAAGUCGUUCAACAAGCGCAACAAGGAGAAAAUUGAAUUGGCGGCAGCUCUGAAUGCCCGGAGAAACGCCGAAAAUUCCACUGGAGUGGCAACUCUCAGCAUCAGCGACGACGUCGAACCCAGUGAGUCGCAGUUCUUCUCUUUUUUUUUCACUUUUGCCUUUCUUUUCUGUUCUUUCGCUCUGUGUACAGUUUUGCACGAACAACCGCACUUCCGUGCGAGGUGACGUUAUAUGAAAGAAGAGAGAAAGAGAUUUUUUGGAAAAGAUUACUGUGUGAGGAAAACUGUAGUUUGUGUUUGCUGGAUGAUGACUUUUUUGGUCAAAAUUUCUCUUAUUUUAGCUGCCAGUGUUUGAUUGCUUUCCAUUCUCUUGUUAUUUUUGCAAGAGUCUGACACCGUAACCAGAGAAAAUUUUGAAAGGUGGGGUGAUUGAGAUAAGAAAGCUUUGAUGAUUCAAGAUAUGAAGAACUGAACUUAGCCAAAGAUCCUUCCAAGGCGAGCUUCAAUUUCGAAUAUACGUAUGUCCAUAUAUUAAAUUUGGUCACAGACUUUUGAACAUAUCAUCAGGUAUUCUACUGAUCGAAAAUUUUUUUCCUUUUUAAGAUAACCCAUCACUUUCAUGCAAUAUGCCAUUUCAUCGUUCUGUCAUCAUUUUUCCAGUUAAGUGAAGAAAUUUCAGUCUCACUGAACUGUUUUCCAAGAAAAGUGCAGUUAUUUUCGACGUUUCUUCCUGGACGGCUGCAAUAGUCAGAAAGGUCGUCUAGGCAAGGGACGUAAACAUCCAACUUUUGUGCAGAGGAAACUGGUCUCUGGACUCGCGCCAAGUCCGGAAAGGACACGCGGUUGUCCUCUUGUUUUCAGCCGCGAAAUGCACGGCGUUUGAGCGCUGUUUUUAGUACAAUUCCUUGGAAAUGGGCGGAGUCCAGACAAAAACGGACCAUUCAUUUUGCAGUGGUCCUCCGGAUUGGUGUUUUUUUCCCGAUUUGUGAAAAGUUUCGCAAUUGUCUUUUCACUCCUUUUUCUUUUGUUUGAGAAUUAAUACCUACCUUCAAAGUUUAAAAUAUGAUUUUUCUCUUGAUAUUUUCAGUUUGAAAAUAUAGUUUAUGUUUAUAGUUUAUAGAGCAGCCUUUUUUUGGAUUUUUCCUGAAAUGAUAAUCCAAAAAUAUUUGGUCGAAUGGAAGAGGGCACCUUCUGGAUUCAUGUCUCACGCCGCUUUCAUUCCAUUGUCUGCGCUAUUGACAGCAUUCUCAUAUUUUCUCGCUUUUCGUUCGUUUUUUUUUUCCAAAGAAUUACUACAAAUAUAUGGCGAUAAAUCUUUCCUUCGAUCUCAGACCUGCUAAAAAAACUCAAAAUCUAGAAUACUGAGAAUUUCCCAAGGCUAUUCGUCAUUACUUAGUCAUCGCCUAUUUUACAUUCCUUAUAUAUUUGCGAAAAAAAUUAACGAUUUUUUUGAGUUUUCAUGCGUUAUUUGUUUUUUCAAGUUUUUUUAUACGAAAAUAUUCAUUUCAUUUCAUUUUACCACAUAGCUUCUAAAAACAAUCGUUAUUUUGAAAACUGAAUUCGAAAUAUUCAGUUAAUGAACUUUUUUUUUGCAAAAGUUUGAUCUUUUAGACUAUUGUCUUUUGUUCUUUUUCGGAUACUUUGGCUGUCUGAAGCCUUGUCUCUUCGAAGAGUUUUCACAGCAGCUUAAACUUUCGUUCUGGGAAUGCUGUUAUCCGGAGUUAAAGCUCUAAAAGAAAGCCCAAAAUAAAGGCGAUUUUUCACUUUAUAGAUAAGAUAAUGUUAGACAUUUCCUAUCUGAACCUGUUUACUUUUAUCGACUUUUUUUUAUUUCGAGGAAGAAAAAACAAUUUUUUAAUAAGCAGGUUUUAAUUGAUGUUUGCCUAGCGGUUGACAUAUCUAGUAUACUGUAAAUUUUUUUUUCUGAUCUGUCAAACUUCAACCAGCGUCUGCGUUAGGACGAUUUUUCGUGAGAUGUCAAACAGGUCACAGCAACGAUUUCUCCCGAAGGAAGAGAAGUGCGAGAGAUGAAAAGUCGAAGUUGACUUUGGGUCUUCUGGUCUGGAGAUCAAAGAGGUCAACGUUAUAGAAAACUUAUCUUUGAGCCAUACUCUUCCGGAGGAAAAUACUAAUUGUACAACUAUGUUGUUUUUUCGAUUUUUGGAAGAAAAUUCUAGUCUUGUCGAAGAACUACGUAAACUACAUUGCGUUUGAAGUUUUGCAGUCGUCUUUCCAAUGUUUGCUGUUUGCCUCGGCUAGAAAAAGACAAAAAGUAAGGAUUUUGGCUUCACUUGGACCCGUUGAACCCACUAGAGACCAACGAGGUCAAGUUCUGCGGCAAGACAUGUUUCAAUAGCUGAUGAAAGUCUUUUCCAAUUAUUUUGAAGUUUCCACUUUGUUAUGAUGAGUUUCUUUAGGUAUUCAAACUCCAAAAAGGAUAGGUUAUUUUAAAACAAAGAUUAGUUGCUAUUCACGCUUUUCAAGCGAUUAAAAAUCUGUUCCGAAAUGAGGAGAAGCGAUUGUGAUGAGCAAGCGACUAGCAACUGGAACGGGGGAUUUUGUUCUUUCAUGUUUUUCUCGCCCAAACAAUAUCUGUCUCUCUCUCUCUUUUUUUCUGCUGCGCCUAGAGUCUUGUCGCGGCGUAUUUGUCGUGGCGCGCUUGUGUCUUUCUCACUCUAUCGAACCAGGCGAGGCAAAAGACCCAGAUAAUACGAGAGAGAGAAAAGAGAGAUGAGGAAAAGGACGUUUUUGUUGCAGGCAACUCGCGCCGAUCGUCGUUCUCGUCGAAAACCUCGUCGCCUGGCAUGGAUUCAGAUUUUGUGAGUCAUAUUUUGUGCAUAUAUGUUUUUUUAAAUUUUUGUUAGGCCAGUUAGAGUUGAAAUGCAGAAGAAAAAUAGAAAAACCUCAGAAAAAGUUUUUCCACCCAUUACGUCUAAUGAUUUGUUACGGGAUUCUGACUUUUUUUUAAAUUUGAAUUAUUCCUAUCAAAUUUUCAAAAUUGUGGCAUUAUCAAAAAAGGACCGCUGAAAAGCAGUCAGAAUUAGCAUGAAAUUGAGUUCAAAAACCAUUUGGGAGGCGUGGCCAUCCGACAGACGACGUCUUGCGUCGUCUAUCCUUCACAGACUACAUUGGGCAGUCGGGCUUCUUUCAACUCCACUCUUUCUAGCUCUUCAGGCCAGAGCAAUGCGUUUUUUCUGACGGUCUUUUGCCCUUUGAACCGCAAAAUCAUUUUCAUUGAAAGUUCCUUAUUAUAACUUAUAAAAAAGGUUUCUUUUUUUCAAAAUUAAAAUUAAAUUUUUUCAACCGUACUUGUUUAAUUUAACUAACUGAUCAUAGAAGUUUUUAUGACAGUGGACUUCUAAGCUCAAUUUAACAUUGAAAAAAAAAGAAGAGACCGAUGCGGAACUAUGGCGUCACUAAGCGGUUGUAUUGGGAACAGACUUCAUCGCCGAUCCGAUCGUGAUGUUUCCCACUGCGCGCUUCGAUUUUCCCCUAGGAAUCUUAGACCCAGCAAUGAUUUGCGAAUACGAAGUCAAAGCUUCAGCUUGCUUUGACAACGUUCAUUUUUAUUUUUCUAUAAGAAAUGUAGUUACAUAAUUUUUUUGAAUGUAUCUGAAUAUUGUGAACAUUAUUAUUGUAGAAAAAAAUCUACUUCAAUCGAUACUAAACUAUCAAAAAUUUUUUUGUAAAAAAAAUAUAUAUAUAUAUAUAUAUAUAUUCACGAAGUUUUCAGAAUCCAAACGGCAACGAACAGCCGCACACGAGAAGCAUGUCCCUUGGCUCGAUGACGGUCAUGUCGUACGACAUCUGGAAGGCCAAGUGCGCUUCGGAGAAGAAGCGGCUGGAGGAAGAAAGAGCUCGACGCAACGCCGAGAAUCCGCGCGCCGGCAGCAACUCUCCCAGUGCCAAAAGCCUUUGCGGCCUUCCGGCCUACUCUCCGCCACCUGCGAUGGGCCGAAAGAGAGCUCACACCUUUGUCGCCAGGGUAAAUAUUCUUUUAAAUCCAUUUUUUGAGAUUCAAGCGAAAGAACACAUUUUGAUGUUUCAAAAAAACUGUUUUGCUUCGUUUAAGCGGAUCAUUUUUGGAUACACAUGAAUGGGAAAUCUUGGUCUUUGAAGAGGCUUGACAAAGUUUUUUUAACCCAGCUUUUCGUUUAUCUCUAGUUUCUUUCCUGACAAAAGUGAAAAUAUUUCGCGAUACCCAGUUUAAGAUAUCGUUUCUUUGAACAGUUCUGCGAAACUUGAUAUGGCUAAUAAAAAAAAUAUACAGAACCAUAUCGAUGACAUUCCGAUUGUGGCAACGAAAAACAAAGUAGAAGAGAAAAGCGGCCGUCUCGUCAUUUUACCAACAAUUCCAGCGAUGCGAAUUUUCGUCCCUGAAGUAGGCGUUGUUUUUUCCCUUCACUUCUUCAAUUAUCAGUCAUUGAAUUAUUUAUUUCUUCUUGCAUGUGAGACCGUUUGUUAUAUAUUUUUUUAAAGUUAAAUAUAGCCAAUAUCGAAGCUUUUCGAGGAGGAGGAUACAAGGUUUUGAAAGAAUUCUAAGAUCAGUUCAGAGCGCUCUCCAAGAGAUCCAUGAAAAUGUAUGGCGCGUUCAUCAGAGGAACGGAACAUGUUUCAAAAUGCGAAAACGUGUUCAAUGGCGCGCCAAAGAUGCUCCAAUACAGUACUAAUUUUUGUUUUGAAACAGUUUUCGUUUUUUUUUUUCCGAUGAACACGCCAUUAUCACGGGAAACGGGGAAAUCGAAAUAAUCAACGCUUUUUGCCAACCAAACUCAUCAUUUGUUUUCAAAUUUAGACUUCUCAUGUUGAAAUUCAAACUUUUUAUUGAUUGGAUUCCGAUGGUUGUUGACUUUUGGGAAGAUUUCUGUUUUUCAUGAAGUCGUGUAUUUCAGGAUGAACCUGAAUCGGCAGUCAAACAAGAAAGAUCUUCGUGUACUCCUUCGACUUCGCAGACGAGCAUGGGACCUCCGUUGAGCACUGUUCCCCGUUUCCAAGGCUCCGUUCCGCCUCCGAAGAACGUAGACGGCACGCCGCUGCCUCGGCCGACGCCUGUCAACCGAACCGUCAGUACUCUCCCCGGAGUGUCCGUACAGCCUACGACUAUGUUCAAGCCGGUGGUGACGCCAUCACCGUCACAUAAUCCUGUCACCGUACUCCCAGUAACGCCGUCAAUAAACGCGAUGUCCCCGCAACAGAUGAUCUCGUCGCUGGCUUUGCACAACACGAUCCUCCAGCAGCAACAGGCGAACGCGAUGCUCCAGGAGCUUCUUUCCAACCUUGGACAACAGCCUUCGGUAGCCUUGCCGCAGACGACGCCGACGCCUCCUGUUGACGUCCUUUCGAUGCUGAGGCUUCAGCAGACGGCGGCUCAGCUUGCCGCGGCGAUCCAGUCUUCGCAGACGCCAGUCCCCCAGAUGCCGCUCUUGCCGAAACCGACAAUCUCGGCUUCUUUACCCCAAAACCCUGCUUCAACUGCUCAUCUUCUUGGCUCUCUUCUUGCUUCUAACCCUGUUUUUUCGCAUUCUACCUGAAAUAUUUGUAUCUCCUCAAUAUAUGGUGUUUGUACGGGUUCGAAUUGGACAUCCUUGAUUUUUUCGAUGUUCCAUAAGUUACCACGACUUUUUUGAAGCUGUUUUUUAUUGAAAUGGUUUCAUUCCAAUUGUUAAUACAGGCCCGAAUGGCGAAAGCCAGAAAAAUUCGGGUACCUUGCGACUAAGUUCUCUUUUUUUCUCUUUCAAGAUUUUUGAUCACCUAUUAAAUUGCAUAGCCUGGUGAGAGACUGACACAUUUCUAAGAAAUUGUUGCAAGUCUCAACUUUCGAUUUUUGCUCAGGUUGUCAAUUGUUGUUUUCACAAAAAAACUUUCAAAUUGUCUUUUCAGGAAAUUCCCAUUGAAAACUUUGUCAUGUUAACAAACAUUCUUUAUCUGUUUUUGUUCUUGUAUAUUGAAUUUUUAAAAUUGAUGAAGCAUUUCAGAAUACAAAAACUGUUAUUGGAAUAAGAAAUGAACAGUUUUUUAAGAAAAUCGAAUGGUUUGAUUUGAAAAAAGUUUUUUUUUUAAGGAAAGAAGUUUUAUUUCAAUGAGGGAGACACGGCUUCUUCGUUGACAGACGGCGGCGUUUUUUCGAGCCGAGGUUCGCUCUGCUGAUCUUUCUUCAUUCGAUUUCGGCUUGGAUCCUUCGUUCGCCGACUUCUUGUCUUUCCUUCGUUUUCUAUACCUCUCCGACUUCUGA
Messenger RNA from Caenorhabditis auriculariae, 10289 nucleotides. NCBI's taxonomy places the organism in Eukaryota, Metazoa, Nematoda, Chromadorea, Rhabditida, Rhabditidae. The record is from the annotation of a GenBank genome assembly.